Aspergillus terreus NIH2624 is the source of this 1746-nucleotide messenger RNA. RefSeq names its product putative serine carboxypeptidase (gene cp9). NCBI's taxonomy places the organism in Eukaryota, Fungi, Ascomycota, Eurotiomycetes, Eurotiales, Aspergillaceae. Gene Ontology annotation, cellular component: trans-Golgi network. The transcript has a single exon. Gene Ontology annotation, biological process: proteolysis; apoptotic process. The record is from RefSeq and is a predicted model, not a curated record. Gene Ontology annotation, molecular function: serine-type carboxypeptidase activity. The coding region runs from base 1 to 1746 and encodes 581 amino acids.
AUGGAUCUCGCAGCGAUCUACCUCUUUCUCCAUGCCCUAUGGACUGUCCCGGCGAUUCUGUUCCCCAGCGCUGCCCGUGCAUCGCCAAAUGCCUCGCAGUUCCAGGUCCAAGCGCUGCCCGAUAGUGCGUCGCUGCCCCCAAGCUGGGCUGGACGGCUACCUGUCCCCGAGACAGAGGUCGGAAACUCCAUGUUCUUCUGGCUCUUCCAGACCGAAGACCCUGUCUACGAUGAAAACCUGAUCAGUUCGGUCUCUCCCCUUGCCAUGCCCUCACAUGCAAGCACAGAACUAACAGCCACAGUCUGGUUCAACGGCGGUCCGGGCUGCUCAUCUCUCAUCGGCCUGACUACCGGCAACGGUCCCGUGUCCUUCUCAGGCAACUCGACUCGCCUCGUCCAGAACCCUCAUUCCUGGACCAAGCUGGGCCAUGUCCUCUACGUCGACCAGCCCGUGGGAACCGGAUACUCCACCGCCAGCAUCCCCUACCCCGUGAACCACAACGACCGCGUCGCCUCCGACUUCUCCAAGUGGCUGCGCUCCUUCUUCCUCGUCUUCCCUCACCUGCAGACGAAGCGCGUCCACCUCAUCGGGGAGUCCUACGCAGGCAUCUACAUCCCCUACAUCGCCGCAGCCCUCGUCGACAGCAACACCAAGAACCCGUCCCUCCACAUCAACCUCCAGUCCAUCGCCCUCGGAGACGGCACCAUCGGCAACCCCGCUGCCAUGUCCACCGUCACCAUCGGCGCGUACCUCGAGUCGCAGCGCGCGCGCCUCGACCUCCCUGACGACAUCCUAUCCGUCUUCGCAGACGCGGACGACUCCUGCGGCUUCACCCACGUCCUCGACCAGGCAAACCACUACCCCCCGCAGCAGGACCCCAUCCGCAUCCCCGGAAACCCCGAAUAUCUAAACUACAAGCGCCGCAGCCUCGAACGCCGCGGCCUGGGCGCCACCCUCAACGGCACCUGCGCCAUCGACUCCCCCACCCCGGACGCCGUCGAAGCCUCCAUCCUCGACUCCUCCUGCUACGGGCCCUGUGCGACCUUUUCCACCGCCACAGACUAUAUGCGCGCCGCCGCCGCCGCCAGCCCGCGCCGCAAGUGCUUCGAUGUGUACGACAUCCAUAACGACUGCGACGCCGUCGACCCGCUCCCCCUGCUGGCGACCUACUUCAGCCGCCCCGACGUGCAACGCGCGCUGAACCUGCCUCCGCCACUCUCCGCACGCACAUCACCUUCUCCCAACAGCGAAGACGACGACGACGAGGACGGCACCUAUACCCCCUGCAACAACACCAUCCUGGCCGCCCUCCUGCUCGCCACGCCCCCGGAACCACCCGCCUACUCAAUCCUCCCAACACUACUCACCACGCACGGCCUCGCCGUGCACAUCUACUCCGGCGAGUUCGACAUGCUCCUCAACCAUAUCGGCACCGAGCUGGUCCUGCAGAACAUGACCUGGAACGGGGCGCGCGGGUUCGCCCAGCCGCCGCGGCGGGUGUUUUUUGUGCAGGACGCCGCGCCGGACGCGGUCACGCUCGCCGCGCAUCCCUGUGGCAGCGUCGACGGCGGCAACGGCCCCGUCGAGGCGAUCGCGGCGUGUGCGCUCGACCCGGCCGUCGCGGGCGUCUGGGCGUCCGAGCGUGGCCUGACGUACCAUCUGUUCCGCGGCGCUGGGCACACCGUGUUUGUUAAUAAGCCACGUGAGAUGUUCUCGUAUGUGCGGGAUGUGGUACUUGCGCGGUAG